Molecule: messenger RNA, 1416 nt
Organism: Lolium perenne
Lineage: Eukaryota; Viridiplantae; Streptophyta; Magnoliopsida; Poales; Poaceae
Product: ubiquitin carboxyl-terminal hydrolase 2
Biological process (GO): protein deubiquitination; ubiquitin-dependent protein catabolic process
Cellular component (GO): cytoplasm
Molecular function (GO): cysteine-type deubiquitinase activity
Source: RefSeq, a predicted model, not a curated record
UUUAUUUCUAAACUGGCCCAAAAGGUAAAAGAAUACGGCUUGCCUAUCCGUCCGUUUGCCUCUUCCUCUUCGUUCGCCUCUUCCAGCAACGCCGGCGGCGACCAGAGGAGCCAGCGGGUCCUUGCCGACGGCGUAGAUCCGCCCCGGCUCUACCGGACUCUUCGCGGAUUUGCAGAGCACUCCUCAUCAUGUCUUGGGCGGCAAUCGAGAAUGAUCCUGGUGUUUUUACCGAACUGUUGCAACAUAUGCAGUUGAAGGGUCUCCAAGUCGAUGAACUCUACUCGCUUGAUCUGGAUGCCCUCAAUGAUCUUCAGCCAAUUUAUGGGCUUAUAAUUCUGUACAAAUGGCGACCUCCAGAGAAAGAUGAGCGCCCUGUCAUCAAGGAUUCAGUUCCAAAUCUGUUCUUUGCCAAUCAGAUAAUUAACAAUGCAUGUGCAACCCAAGGUAUCGUUUCUGUUCUAUUGAACUCUUCUGGCAUCACCCUGAGUGAUGACCUCAGAAAGCUGAAGGAGUUCGCAAAGGACUUGCCACCAGAGCUCAAAGGAUUGGCUAUAGUAAAUUGUGAAAGCAUCCGUAUGACAAGUAACUCAUUUGCAAGGUCAGAAGACCCCGAGGAACAGAAAUCGUCUAGCAAGGAUGAUGAUGUCUACCAUUUCAUUAGCUAUGUUCCUGUUGAUGGUGUCGUGUAUGAGCUUGAUGGACUAAAAGAAGGACCUACUAGCCUGGGAAAGUGCCCAGGUGGUAUUGGUGAGAUGGGGUGGCUGAAGAUGGUGCAGCCUGUCAUUCAGGAACACAUUGAUAAGUUUUCUCAGAAUGAGAUCAGGUUCAGUGUCAUGGCUAUCACAAAGAACCGGAAGGAUAUGUACAUGGUAGAGCUCAAGGAACUUCAGAGGAAGAGGGAGAACCUCUUGUCACAAAUGGGCGAUCCUUCUGCCAAUCGCCAAAGGCCAUCUGUUGAGCGGUCACUUGCAGAGGUUGCUGCUCAGAUUGAGGCUGUGAGCGAGAAGAUCAUAAUGGAGGAAGAGAAGUCAAAGAAGUGGAAGACAGAGAACAUUAGGAGAAAGCACAACUACGUGCCUUUCUUGUUCAAUUUCCUUAAGAUCCUUGAGGAGAAGCAGCAGCUGAAGCCCCUGAUAGAGAAGGCAAAGCGGAAUUCUCACAGCCGUAACCCCAAGUGAAAUCUGCAUUGUAAAAUUUUACCGUUCUGAUUGUUUCAUUGUCUUGUAGAGAUGACCCUGACUUGCUUUGUGUUCUUAUGGCUGACUGACUGGCUUUGUUUUCUCACCUAAUAUGCUAGUAGCUCCAGUCUUAGAUAGGGCAUGCAUUUUACAGUCCUAGUAUAUUCAGGCAAAUCAUGUAGAGGAGCACCGUGACUUUAUCAGAAUUAUAUGCGCAUUUAAGGAUUGUUUCCUUGUU